CGCUCUGUUAGCACGAAGCAAAACCGGAAGACUUCGACGUGCCGUCCUACGACUUGAGAGCCGUAGAUGCUGAGAUGCUCCUGAAGCAAGAGUUCUCUCUCUGGCCCUAACAGAAAGAACUACGCUUCCCAGCAUUCCGUGCAAAGGGUAGCGCCUUCAGCUGUAACUUUCCAGACUGGGGGCUGUCCGAUGUUCCAGGGUAUCAAGUUUCUUCCUUUUGCUAAUCAGCGUCAUCUUCGCUGUUUGAGGGGAAGCAGCCACCGGUCGUUCUUGUAGGUGUCUGUAUCUCCGCGAAGGGGUCUUUUUGGCUUCCAGUCUCCGCUGAAGGAAUCCAGUAUGGAAGCUGUGUCAUGUAAUAACUCAGAUGAACCUCCCACUUCUGCCAUCCUGUUGGACAACCGCAUCUUCAAUCAGGUCAUCUUUACAAAUAUAGAGAAAUACUAUGUCCCUGGAGCAGAUAUAACUUGCCAUUAUAACCUUUCUCAGCAUAUCACACCACGCAAGAAGGACUGGGUGGGCAUAUUCAGGGUGGGGUGGAAGACAGCUCGCGAAUACUACACAUUUGUGUGGGCGCCUUUGCCAAGCAACCCCGACAGUGGUGAGGACGAACUUCAGGAGGUGCUCUUUAAAGCCUACUAUCUGCCAAAGGAUGACGAAUAUUACCAGUUUUGUUAUGUGGACCAAGAUGGCCUUGUCCGUGGAGCCAGUGUCCCUUUCCAGUUCCAUGUAGAGGCUGAGGACGACAUGUUGGUAGUUACUACGCAGGGGGAAGUGGAGGAGAUUGAACAACAAAACACAGCCUUGCUUCAGGAAAACCAGAAACUGAAGGAAAACCUUGUAAGUCUCCAGAAGCAGAAUGAGGACCUACAGGAGAAACUCAAGGCAGCAGAGGAGAAAGCAAAGCAGCUUGAGGAUGAAGUCCAUUUGCUGCAGACUGGGACCAUGGAGCUUCAGAGAGCUCAGAACCUUCAGGCUUUAGAGAUGGCUGAAGUUACAGAGAAUAACAUGAAACUGCAAAAGGAAAAUGAGGAUCUGCAAAGGAACUUGGAUACUUUAAGGAGCAGCAAUGAAAAACUCAAUUUAGAAGUGAAUCUUCUCAAAAAGAAAUUUGCACCUCUGGAAAGGCAGAACAGCUCCAUUGAAACAGAAUUGUCCGAAGUCAAGGAGCAGAAUAAAAAGGUGUUGUCUGAAAAGGAAGAGCUGGAAAAGAAGCUGAGAACCAGCCUGAGUUGUGUGGAUCAACUUCAGCAAAAUUUGGAGAAGAAACUGGAGGAGAAAACACUUUCACUUCAGACCCUGCAGAAGGAAAAGGAUGAAAUCGAAAAGGAGAAUCAGAGAUUAAGGCGGGAGAAUGAGGAACUGAUGGCACACCUUCCUGAAAUUAUAGAUAAUAUACCAGAUGGGGUCCUAACCCAGUCACCAGAAAAUCCAGUCCUUGUGUAUGGGAAUCCAUAUUCUGCAAACCCAGCAAUUCCUGAGACAGACUUGGUCUCCAUGAGAAAAUGUCCCAUGUGCAAUGAAGUAUUUCCUAAUGACAUUGGGGAGCAGCACUAUUCGGAUCAUGUGCAGAGCCACCUUCUGGAGUGCCCGUACUGUGACAAGAGCUUUGACAAAUCCAACAAGCAAGUGUAUGACGACCAUGUCUUCUGCCAUGGCUUAGACUAAGUUUCUACGUACUUUCAUCAGCUACAAUGGAUAGUGCCUCUUUCUCUCCCUUUUACCCCUUUAUUCUUUUUUAUGUGACAGAGACUGGCACAGAAUGAUUUCUGUAGGAAGUCUGCUGCUGUUAAACUUGGCAUGCCAGGGUAAAACCUGUUGUUGGGACUGCAGUGUCGAUCAAUUCCUUCCUUUUAUUAUGCAAACCUGUUUAAAUUACAUAUGCACUAUGCUUCUGCUGUGGAAAAGGGUACAUAUUUCCUGACUAAGUAUGUCCUUCAACUGCUUAAAACGUGUUAUAGGUUAUGUCAAAGGGAGGAGUCGUUCUUUCCCCCCACCCUGGCAUGCAUUUUAUUACAGUGAACUGUGAUUUUCUUACUAUAUGUUUGUAAUUGACAGAGAUCUCUCCAGCUUAAGAGAUUUGUUUUGUUAACAUAGUUUGGCUAGCUGUGUAACCUAUAGAAAUUCCACCUUUGAUUGCUUUGUAUUCAGUUCACAUUAAAGGGUGGGGAUAAGCAUGAAAAAACCCAUAAGCGGUAGCAGCCUUGCUCGCCUUUGUGUUGUUUUUACACAAGUAAGAAGACAGGAAUGUCUGUGCCCACCUCUGUUGCAUCAGAUCUUGGAGGCAGUGCUCCUGAAAGGUAGAGUUCAGAAAAAAGGGCCAUGGAUAUUGUUUUGACUGAAGUUCUAGACAAGGGCCUAGUGUCCAGAAUAGAAGCAUGAUGCAUAACUGAAAAUUAAGCCAGUAUGUCUCAAGCCUUCAAAAAGCCGCUUCACAGAUACUACUGCCAUAGUCAAUGACUAGGAUGCUCAAGGGGGUGUAGUUUGAGAAACAAAAGAGGAAUGGGUGGUGGGCCAGCAUUUCAUAAUCACCACCCCACACACCCAUAAUUCCCCAAAGUGGCCAGCCAGCAAGUUCGGUAGCCACAGGAUCACUUUCUGCAUGCAUCUUUUGUUUCUAGGUCGCCAACUGGGAAAAGAGUGGCAGUUGGCAUCCCUGAGAGGAAUCAGAUUCACAGCAGUAGGGUGGUGACUCCAGUUCCUGCCCGUUACACUAUCGGCAGAGUUCACCAAGCAGUCAAGAACUGUUGGAAUAGGCAAACUUGCAUGUUCCCUUGUAAAAGGGAGAUGUUCCCUUUAGAGGAUAUUUGGGAAAUAUCCCAUGUACCUGUUUACCAUGAUGUAACAAGAACAGCAUGUCUUACACAGUUUAUCUGAGGUGAAUUGUGCUCAAAACAGUGAUGGCAUCAGGAAAAAAAUAUUGGCAUAGAAGAGGGCAAAAAGGAGCAUAGUGGAUUGGGGGGCAAGCGCUACUUGUGAUAAGUUUUUGUUUGUUUAGGAAGAUCCUAACGCACUUACAUCUUGCAACAAGAGUCUGACCUUAAAAACACAUUUGCUCAGAAAUAAAUCCCAGUGAUUUUAGUGGGCUUUACUUCCAAGUAAGUAUUCUUUGGAAAUGCAGACUCUGGUGCCACAUAUGCCUCUAAGCCUGCGAGACAAAGCCUGUCUGUACAUGUCCUCCCCAUGGAAUAAAGAACUUGGGGGAGAGGGGGAUUGGAACAGUCAUUAAGUAAAAAUUAACAGUGAUAUUCAGUGGUAGUCCUCAGAAGCAGACCCGUUGAUGUUAGUAGGCUUGACAAAAUUAAUUUCACUGGGUCCACUCUGAGUAGGUCUUAAAUUGAAUGCAAUCCUCAAGAGUUGAAACUCUGCUAAUACAGAACAUGUAAUAUGUAAGCUACAUUGUUAUUUUCUGUAUUUACUCUGUUUUCUUCACCUUGUUCUGCCAGGCUGUGAGGCAAUAGCUGUUUCUCAGGCUGCUUUGAAACCUCCUGUCUAUUUAGCCCAUGGGAUGUAAGGCUCAGGACUUCAAAGCAGUUCUGUUUUAAGAAUUUUUUUAAUCCUCUUAAGAUCUACUGCCUCUAAUUGGUAACUCAGGAAUCAAAGUAACAGCAUAAAAAACAUUUUAAUGGAACAGAAUCUUUGUGUCUUCAUUGCUGUUUGGGAACUUGCUAGGCUUGGCCCAGACUUUGAUUCUCUCAUUUUAAAGAAUCUGUGUUCAGCCCAUAUUCCUGAUGUUUAGAACUGAACCAGUCUGUAGAAUUCUUGUUGCAUUCCUUGAGAAAUACAAUUUGAUGUUGAUGUUGACAUGUUCUCCUAUACAAGACCAAAAGCUGUAACAUGGUGAAUUACCUACUGUGUACUGAUUACUGAUAAACAUCUAAUGUUGUUGGGGAAUCUAUUUUGAGUUUUAAUAGCAUUCUGUUUUCAACUACACUUGAUAAUUGCUUUUUAAGAGGAUGGUAUGUUGACAUUUCUUCCAGUGCUGAAAAACUAAAGUUGUAUUGGUCAGCCUCCUGUAGUUUAAUAAGUGGACUUGGUCUCUUGUCUUAUUUCAAGGCAGUCACCGGCUAACUUUUUCCUUUAGAUUCUAUUGGUUAGAAUAUGAGAGAGAACUGAACAUAAGAAGAGUUCUGUUAAAUCAGGCCAAAGGUUAUCCUAAUCUCCAUGGGAAGCCUGCAAGCAGAACCUGAGUGCAACAACACUGUCCCCGCCUGGAAUUACCAGCAAGUGGUAUUCAGAGGCAUACCAGUGCAUGAUUCAUUUUAUUUAUUUAAUUUAUUUUUUCAGUUUGCCAGGCACUCUGGGCUCCUUCAGGAAAAAGGAUGGGAUGUAAACACAUCAAUAAUAUAUAUUUUUUAAUUCUAAAAACAGGCCAAAAACAUUAUCUCAACCAGUGAUUUCCGAGUUGCCAGGGACAGUAACUUUCAGUCAUCAAAUGCUCAGGUGGACAGGAAUGUUUUUAAAUUCCUCCUGAAAGUCAAUAAUGAGGGAGACAAAUGCACCUCACCAGGGGUGCAUUUGACAAACGGAGCUGUCAGUGAAAAGGCCCUGUCACAGGUCAAUGACAACUGGGCAGUCCUCCUAACACCUCGCUGCCACUCCUUACCUGCCUCCCCUGCUUGAAAUGACCAAUUUACCAUGCCUAAUCCAACUCUGAUUAUUGACAGAAAACCAUCCUAGGGUUACAAAGAUGUACAAGAACAGCGAGGGAGCUAAAUGUGUACUUAGCAGAGUAGAUAGAAUGGCUAUAUCCACAUUCAGAGUUUCUGAGAGCAAAACAGUUGGGGAGAUUAAAUCAAUAGCUUUCAAAAUAAAGAACUGAAAUCUGGUUUCUCAUACACAGUCUAUGAACCCCAUUUCUUAAAGUGCUGACAGCCCUAAAGCUUUUUAUACCAUGUUUAAGGCAGACUCAGGAGAAAUAGUAAAUAUUAAGAUAUUUUAAUAAGCAGUAUUUAAAAAUUAUUCCAGUUUUAUUAAUUGUUGCUAGGUAACAUUUAUAGAUUGCUUUUCAGUUAAAGAAAUGUAAAGUGGUUUGCAAAACUGUCAACUUUUAAAAC
Rhineura floridana is the source of this 5054-nucleotide messenger RNA. RefSeq names its product calcium binding and coiled-coil domain 2 (gene CALCOCO2). The transcript has 12 exons. Gene Ontology annotation, cellular component: autophagosome; PML body. The record is from RefSeq and is a predicted model, not a curated record. Gene Ontology annotation, biological process: positive regulation of autophagosome maturation; xenophagy. NCBI's taxonomy places the organism in Eukaryota, Metazoa, Chordata, Lepidosauria, Squamata, Rhineuridae. Bases 337 to 1665 code for a protein of 442 amino acids.